CUCUUUCGACAGCAAAUUUGUGUAUCGACAACAAGGAGUUGGACCAAUUGAACAGGACACCAUUCUGGUGCUGAAUCCGAGUAGUGCUCAACUGCUUCAUUCCACGGGCAAAAAUCUAUUUUAUUUACCACAUGGCUUGAGUAUAGACCAGAAUGGUAACUACUGGGUCACUGAUGUAGCGCUCCAUCAGGUUUUCAAAUUGGGAGCGGAUGAUAAAGAGCCAUUAUUGAGCUUAGGAAUAGUGCUGCAACUGGGCAGUGGAAAAAAUCACUUCUGUCAACCAACCGAUGUGGCUGUGGAUCCAGUCACCAGCAGCAUCUACGUCUCUGAUGGCUCAUGCAACAGCCGAAUCAUUCAGUUCUGUGCCAGCAGGUUGUUCCUCAAGCAGUGGGGUGAAGGCACUUCUUCAGAUGGAGCCAGACCUGGGCAGUUCCGUAUCCCUCACAGCUUAGCCCUGAUCCCUGAAUUCAGUCAGCUCUGCAUUGCAGACAGGGAGAACGGUCGCAUCCAGUGCUUCGAGUUAGGGAGUGGGCAGUUCAUAAGGGAGAUCAAGCACAAAUCAUUUGGAAGAGAAUUGUUUGCCGUUUCCUAUGUGCCAGGUGGUCUCCUCUUCACAGUUAAUGGAUUGCCUUAUCCUGGAGAGACGAAACCAGUGCAAGGAUUUGUGAUGAACUUCUCUACUGGAGAAAUAAUUGAUACUUUCAGUCCUGUUAGAAAGAGCUUGGAGAUGCCACGCGAUGUUGUUGCUUCAGAAGAUAAAACAGUAUUUGUUGGAGAUGUUCAUGCCAGAACAGUGUGGAAGUUCACAUCCACAGAAAAAAUGGAAUAUCGGUCAGUUAAAAAGGCUGGCAUUGAGGUGCAGGAAGUGAAAGAAACAAUUAUAGAAACCAAACUGAAAAACAACCCACAAUCAACAGAGCCUCUCAAGAAGGAGGAAAAACAGCAUUUGGUGCACCAGGCCGGCGCUAGGGUUUCUUUAGCUCUCAUUACAACUCUGCUAAUUAUCCCUGUCGUCAUCCUGCUGGCCAUUCUCGCCUUCAUUCGGUGGAGGAAGGCAACAAUCUAUGGAGCCAAUGCGGAACACAAAAUUGAUUCAAGUUCAGGCAGAAUUUUAGGCAGACUUCGAGGAAAAGGUGGCGGUGGCCUUAACCUUGGUAAUUUCUUUGCAAGUCACAAAGGCUACAGCAGAAAAGGGUUUGACCAGCUCAGCACUGAAGGAAGCGACCAGGAGAAAGAUGAAGAUGAUGGCACAGACUCAGAGGAAGAGUAUUCAGCACCUCCACCUCCAGCAGCACCAUCGUCAUCCUGAAACCAGCCUUUGAGUUCUCCAUUAUAUGAUUCAAUCCAGAAUGUCAGAUUCCUUUUCCCUUAAGCACGUUUGAGAUUUUGUGUAUUUAAUUGUAAACUGUACUAGUCUGUGUGGGGCCGUACACUGG
Messenger RNA from Tinamus guttatus (white-throated tinamou), 1436 nucleotides. RefSeq names its product peptidyl-glycine alpha-amidating monooxygenase-like. Gene Ontology annotation, molecular function: peptidylglycine monooxygenase activity; protein binding. The record is from RefSeq and is a predicted model, not a curated record. Gene Ontology annotation, cellular component: extracellular region; membrane. Gene Ontology annotation, biological process: peptide metabolic process. Lineage: Eukaryota; Metazoa; Chordata; Aves; Tinamiformes; Tinamidae.